Paramecium sonneborni is the source of this 1253-nucleotide messenger RNA. The record is from the annotation of a GenBank genome assembly. NCBI's taxonomy places the organism in Eukaryota, Ciliophora, Oligohymenophorea, Peniculida, Parameciidae.
GUCUAAUAUAAAUUAAUUAAUGGCACGCAAAAGGGCUGACCCAGAUCGUUUCUAAGAGUACGAAGAAUUUAAAGAUCAUUCUGGUUUUACGAUAUAAGAGGAUGGAGAUUUGAUAGAUUUCUAUUAUGACUAAUAUAUGGGUUGGUUUGAUGAGUAUGGAAAUUACUAUAAUUCAAAUGGUGAACCAACACGACCAAAUUAGAAUAGCUUGAGAUUUUGGGAUACAAUCAAACAUAAAUGUAUAUUUUAAUAUUUUAACAGUUAUAGAUUAACAAGAUGAUAUAGAUAAUUUAUUAAAUCAAUAUGAAGAUGGUUCCGAUAGUGAAUAAGAAUUCGAUGAUAUUUAUGAAAGGUUAUUAAUAAGAUUUAUUAUAGAGAGUACCUUAAUAAAGCACAUAUGGAUAAGCUUGUUAAGAGAUUAAGACAUUAUGGAGAUCAAGAAGAAAUUAAAAUUAGAUUUAGUCAUAAUAAAUGGAGUACAAAGGAUAAAGAAAUACUCUAAUUAAUUGGUUAAUAAAACGUAAAAUCAGUUUAAUUUGAUUAUAAAUUGGGUACAAAUUAUAAAACCGGAACAGGAACUAUAAUAGCUAUUAACAAAAAUUGUGCUCAGCAAAUUAUUCAAUCACACAAUACUGAAAUUAAUGGAUCACCCAUCUUAUUCGAAAUAGAUGCAUUAGAUAACAAUGAUUCAGAUGAUGAAGUAGUUGGUGUUUAAACAGAAGAUCCAUUAUUAUCUUAACCAUAAUAAUAAUAAUAAUAAUAAUAAUAAUAAUAAUAAUAAUAAUAAUAAUAGUAAUAAUAAUAAUAAUAAUAAUAAUAAUAGUAAUAAUAAUAGUAAUAAUAGUAGUAAUAAUAAUAAUAGUAAUAAUAAUAAUAAUAGUAAUAGUAAUAAUUAAAAUAAAAAGAAGUUUAGGUUUAAGAAUUCUUAAUAGUUGAAGGAUUUCCUGAAAAAGAUAGUCAUGAUAAUAUUAAAUAAUGGUUAUUUUCAAAAAUAUUUAAUAAUUAAAAAAUUGAUGAUGACAAGAUUGUAAUUAAGAAUAAAUCAAAGAAAGAAAAGAAUAAUUAAGUAGACACCUAUUAGGCUGUGAAAUUAGAUUUAGGAUCAAAGGAAAAAAUAGAAGAGGCUAAAAAUUAACUUGAUAAAUACAAUAUGUAUUAAGGAAAGAGAAAGAUUUCUUAUUACAUAUUUAAACCUUCACAAUGAAAUAUGAUUUAUUUAGUUUCUAUUAUAAUAAAUCAAAAUAAUAAACAAC